CUCCGCCCCUCCCCCCCCCCUCCUUCCUCUCCUAGUUGCCUGUCGCGUCGUCGUCCCCUGCGUCGCGCUCGUGCUGGUCCAUUUGCUCCGGAGAAUCCACACCACUGUCCCCCCCUCCCCACUCUCCCCCUUCACAAACCACUACCACCAUCACCACCGCUGCAGCAGUUUAGCAGCACCAGUAGCAUGUCCUCUGCCGCUUCUCCGAACCUUGCCCAGCCUGCGGGCCACGCAGACCAGGCGUGUCAGUACUGCCUGUCGCAGCCGUGUGUUAUUGCCCAGGGCCCGGCCCUGCGAGCCUGGUGCCCGGUCUGGCUUAAGACCCAGGCCCAGGGCAAGAUCGAUGCCCAGGAGUGGGAGGCCGCGUCCACGCUGCUGCGCGGGGCCCUGUCCAGCAUCUUCCUGCGCCCGGGCGACACGACCCUGCGUCCGGAACUCUUCCGCAUGCUGACCGAGACGCUGCGCUCGAUGGGCAUUGUUGAGGAUAUUUCCAGCCUGGAUCUCGAUGGCUCCUGUUGCGACGGUUGCCGGCGCAAAAAGUGCAUCCAGGCCCCCUCCUGCCAGGCCUUCAAGCUGAUGAGCUCGGUCAUGUACUCCACCGACCAGUCGGCCGCCUUCAAGGAUGCGGCGGCCGUCUUCAAGCUUGCUCCCUGGAUGGUGUCACAGGUGCCGAAGCCGGCUGGGCCCGGGCUCUCGGCCCCUGAGAGCCCUGUGCCGGACUUCCUCCCCCGGCUGCUGAACCUGCUGGUGGUGGCGGCCGCCUCGCCGCGGACCCCGCCCAACCGCUCGGCGGUCCUCUUCCGGACGUUGGCCCUGGUGGCCGAGUCGUCGCCGGUGGCCGGGCGCCUGGUGGCCGAGGCCCUGGUCCCGGCGCUGGCCUUCCCCGACUCGCUGGAUCUGAGCGAGCCGGCGCGCAAAUUCGCCUCGGCUCGCCUUCUGCCGGUGCUUUCCCUGCACCAGUCCUUCACGGGGCCCAAGGAUGGCUCCCUGCCGGAGACCACGUACACGGUGGCCGCCCUGGCCGCACAGGGGGCCCUGUCGGCCGUCCUGGCGCACAGCGUGGCCCACCUGUCCGAUGACAUCCUGGCCGACCGGGACCUGAGCAAGCGCCUGGUCGAGCAGCGCGGGCAUGAUCCCCUGUAUCGGGACUUCCCCAUCCACUUGAUUUCCCUGCUGGAGAUGCUCUUCAUCUUGGACUACCCGGCCCUGGUGUCCGCCCUGCGCGAGCUGACCCUGGCCGAUGUCGAGGGGCUGGGCCUGCUUGUGGGCGAUGGGGCCGAGAUCGAUGGGAUCAUCACCUCGGAGGGUGGCCAGGCGGCCGGCGGCCGGAAGCCCGGCCCCCGGUCCAUGGCCCUGCCGGUGUUCGUGGACUUCCCGGUGGACUUGGCCGCUCACCGGUGGGCCUGCCUGGCGGCCCGUGAGCCGGCCCUGGCUUCGGGGGUGACCCUGCUGGCCCGGGCCGUGACCCCGUCCAUCACGGACGAUCCUCUUUGCCAGACGUACGCCGCCAACCUGGUGCAGUACAUCCUGGCGACUCCGGUUUUCUCGCUGCUCCUGCGCUUUGCCAGCCUGGGCACGCGGCCGGGCGAGGCUGCCCCGGCCGGGGCCGUCACCGCCCUGCCGAUGCUUCGGUCCUCGGUUUCCUACUUCUUCCGCCAGCUGGCCUCGGUGGAGGUCAUGACUGACGAUGUCAAGGCGGUCCUUGCGGACCUGCUGCGCGAUCCGAUCGACUCGGUGGAGGACCUGGCCACCAAGCAUGCGGCUCUGCGGGCGCUGGCCUGCGUGGCCGCCGGCAGCCCGGAGCUCUCUUCCGGGGUGCUUUUCUCCCAGGGCCUUCUGGACAACAUGGUGUACUCCUUCGACGUGGGCAACAUGCCGAAGCCCCUGCAGCUGUGCAUCCUCGAUGUGCUGGCGAGCUCCUCGUCGCUGAAGUCCGUUCGCCAGGCCAUUGCCGGUGGUCCAGCGGCCGGAUUGCUGCGUGGCCUGUCCCGCUCGUCGGACAUCGACUUUGUCCUUCGUGCCGUGAUCAUCCUGGCCAAGGUGGUGUCCGUGGUGCCGAAGGACCGGCGCGAGUUCCUCGGCGGCGUGGACCUCGACACCUUGGUGGUCGAUGCGCUGGAGGCAUCGUCGUCGGGCGACGCGGCGGCCACGGUCGACCGGACGGCCCAGGCCGGCGCCAUCGAGGCGCUGGUCUUCCUGUCGUCCAUGCCUCCGGUGAAGGAGCGCCUGGCCGGCAGUGAGCGCAUGCUUCGGCUCUUCCGCGAUUUGCUGGAGGGCGAGCUGUCCCGGCUUAAGGAGAAGCAGGCCACGCCGGCUGGCGACCAGUCCGGCGGCUUUGCCGCGCCGCUGGUGGACUCGCCCUUCGGCGCGUCCAAUGCCCUGGAAUACGCGGUGGCCGUCAUCAUCUUCAACAUUUCCACCUAUGCCCCGCGGCGCUCGGAGGAGAUGGAGCAGUUCAUGAAGCUGCGCGAGAUCUCCGGCGAGGGCCCUGCCAAGGUUCACCCACUGGAUGGCAGCGAGCAUGUGAAGAAGCGCGUCUCGCAGGUGGUCGAGUCCGGCCUGGUGGCCACGAUGACCAACCUGGCGGUGCACCUGGCGUCGACCUUCAACCCCGGCAAGAGCAGCUCCAUGUCCUCGGGCAUGCUUUUCCCGCUGCUGAGCCUGACGGUUCGGGUUCUGCACGCGGUGGCCACGGACCCCGCGCACCGCGGGUAUCUGGUCCAAUGCGGGGCGGUCCGGCUGCUGGUGAGCUUCAGCCAAAUGCUGCGCCUGGAAGUGCCGGGCAGUCAGCGCGUCAUCACGUACGCCAUUUCCUUCAUCGCGUCGCAUGCGCUGGCCAAGAUCGGCACCACCCUCGACCCGUCGGUGGCCUUCCCCGGGGAGCGGUCGCUGAUGCUGGUCCGGCCGCUGGUGUGGCUGCUGCGCAAUGACCAGCCGGAGGACGACUCCAAGGUGGUCAACUCGCUGCUGAGCAAGGCUGCCGAGACCAUUCAGGCCUUCGCCGACCCGAAGGACCGUGAUGGCAACUUCGGCGGUGGCAACGACUCGCUGGCCAUCUUCGAGUCGCUCCUGACCCUGGGCAACCUUGCGUCCAAGGGGGACGAUCGGAUCCAGCAGCGCCUCUUCCAGGAGAACGUGUUGAAGGAUGCCCAGGCGCUGCUCUUCCAUGACAAUGCUCGUGUGCGCUUCGCUGCCUGCGCUCUCCUCUGCAACCUGAGCUACUACCCACCGGUCUUCUCGGCCCUGGUGGAGCACAUCAACUCCGUGGACAAGCUCCGCAUCUUCCUGGCCAUGUCCAUGGCCGAUCGCGAGGAGGGGGUCGCCAAUGCGGAGCGUCUGGCGCUGGACACGCGCUCGGCCGCUGGCGGGCUGCUGGCCAUCCUGUCCAGCGCGCCGGCCGUGGCUCGGCUGCUGGCCAGCAAGGAGUCCUCCUUCCUGGACAACUCCACCGACACUCUGCUGGAGUUCGGGCCCAAGACCAUGACCCCGGAGCACAUGAGCAUCUACCAGCGUGUUCUGUACACUUUGGACUCCAUGCUGGAGGCGGACAUCUCGGUGCGCCAAGCCCCGGCGUCGGUGUUGGCGGAUCUCGGCCUGCAGGGGGCCACCGGCGCCCGGGCCACCGACGUCCGGGAGGAGAUGCGCGCUCGCACCGUCCUGCUGAAGGUGCUGAAUGCCUUUGCCCGGGCCGGUGAGCCGCGCCUGCGUGGCCUGGCCCAGUCUAUCAUGAAGCACCUUGCCUGAAGUGUGUGCGGUGAUGGUAUUAAUAUUUUUAGAUUUCCAUGGAGAGCAGUUCUCCCUGCUAGUGUACUGUUGAAAGACACCCGCGAAAGAGGAAUACAUCGUUGGG
Molecule: messenger RNA, 3850 nt
Organism: Fonticula alba
Lineage: Eukaryota; Rotosphaerida; Fonticulaceae
Exons: 8
Coding region: 187-3744 (1185 amino acids)
Source: RefSeq, a predicted model, not a curated record